AUGGAAUCUCUGAGCGACGAGGUGUGGGAUGUGGUCAUAGCUGGGACCAGCAUCCCACAAUCACUCCUCGCCUUAUCUCUGUCUCGGUCGGGCAAGAAAAUUCUCCAUGUUGAUCAUCAUGAUUAUUAUGGGGGUGAAGAUGCUGGUUUGAGUCUACAAGAUGUGGAAAAUUGGAUAUUGGAGGUCAACGGAGGCCAUAGCAACACUUUUAAGGAUGCAACUCUCACAAAACCUCCUGCGGAUGCUGGAAAACUUGCUCCAUCACGCUCCUACACCCUCAGCCUCAAUCCUCAGAUCAUUUACGCACAAUCCGCUAUCCUCCCUACACUUGUGGCAUCUCGAGUUCAUACUCAGCUAGAGUUUUUGGCUGUCGGGUCCUUGUGGAUUCAUCGUGCUGGAAUAUUGCAGAAGGUUCCUAGUACUCGUGAAGAUGUCUUCAAUGACGACACGUUGUCGAUGAAAGACAAGCGAGGUCUCAUGAAGUUCUUGCGAUAUGUUCUGCAAGAGGAGGAUGACCAAGGUCCGAAUGAUCCGGAGGAUUCGCAGAUAUCUUUUCAGGAAGCUCUUACGAGCAAGUUCAAAAUUUCCGAAUCCCUACAGGCACCAUUGCAAGCCCUCGCACUCUCGCCGCUCCCUCCAAGUCUGACCCGUUUUGACACUGCCCUCGCGAGGAUCAGACGGCACAUGCGGUCCCUGGGUUACUUCGGUCCUGGCUUUGGUGCAGUAGUCGCGAAAUAUGGAGGCAAUUCCGAAUUAGCGCAGGUUGCUUGCAGAUCUGGCGCGGUCGGUGGAUUCACUUAUCUACUCGGAAAUCGUCUCGAAGAUCUGAAGAUCAUCAAAAAUACUACUGCGGCCAAUAUCACCCCAGAUGUAAAUGAUGAGCAACAGAAUAUGAUUGAGGGUAUCCUACCGGAUGGUACUAGAAUCAUAUCGAGACUCGUGGUUGGAGGCAGGGAUGACCUGCCGAAUUCUGAGGGUGGCCCCUCUUCCGCCAACUCUACAUCUGCAUGGAGAUCUAUCAGCAUUGUUACCGAUCCUCUUCGCAAUCUUUUCCCGCAGACUGCCGACAAUGGACCUGUACCAGCUGUCGCAAUUGUUUUUGCCGAUGCAGGUGCUACUGGUGCUGAGACCGCGCCGAUUUAUCUUCAGGUCCACUCUGAAGACACAGGUGAAUGUCCAAGUGGUCAAUGUAUCAUAUACGCAUCAAUUGCAGAUCAUAGCCCUUCAGCAAAGUUAAGGCUGGAGAAGUCUGUGACAGAUUUUCUUGCAACCUGUGGCGUGGGAACGUCAAAUGUUUGGAGUCUGUCUUACGCCUAUUCGGGAGCAGAUCUAAGCUCACAAGCAGGCUAUACGCCCUCGGAGAUGUCUGCCCAAGUUACUAGCCUUGCGCCCAGACCUCUCGACAUUGCGUUUUCCGAUGAUGUUCUUACUUCUGUAAAAGAUGUCUGGAAGUUGAUUCUCGGUGACGAUGCGCAUGAUGAUACAUUCCUCCGAUUUGAGGAACGCGAAAAUGAAAGUGAAAAUGACUGA
Exophiala bonariae is the source of this 1530-nucleotide messenger RNA. RefSeq lists its product as uncharacterized. Gene Ontology annotation, biological process: protein geranylgeranylation; vesicle-mediated transport; small GTPase-mediated signal transduction. The transcript is spliced from 4 exons. NCBI's taxonomy places the organism in Eukaryota, Fungi, Ascomycota, Eurotiomycetes, Chaetothyriales, Herpotrichiellaceae. Gene Ontology annotation, molecular function: GDP-dissociation inhibitor activity. Bases 1 to 1530 code for a protein of 509 amino acids. Gene Ontology annotation, cellular component: cytoplasm; Rab-protein geranylgeranyltransferase complex; cytosol. The record is from RefSeq and is a predicted model, not a curated record.